Molecule: messenger RNA, 766 nt
Organism: Carya illinoinensis
Lineage: Eukaryota; Viridiplantae; Streptophyta; Magnoliopsida; Fagales; Juglandaceae
Product: chloroplastic import inner membrane translocase subunit HP30-2-like
Exons: 5
Coding region: 1-456 (151 amino acids)
Source: RefSeq, a predicted model, not a curated record
AUGGGGGUCAUAGAUCAACAUUUGGAGUUUAUCAUUGCAGCAUCGUGGCAACUUUUGGUUCUGGAGCUAUGUUUCGUGGCAGCUUUUGGUUCUGGAGCUAUGUUUACAUUGGUGAGUGGCAUGGGGGCGGGUGCCCCAAAUCAAGCAGCAAAUGCAAUCACUUCUGGCCUCUUUUUUGCUCUUGUCCAAGGUGGACUUUUCAAGCUAGGGGAAAAGUUCUCUAAACCUCCAGUUGAAGAUGUCUUCUAUACUAAAACAAGAUCCAUGUUGUAUAACCUUGGCCUCCAGACUUUCGAGAAGAAUUUCAAGAAAGGAUUGUUAACGGAUAGCACAUUACCUCUGCUCACUGACAGUGCUCUUAGAGAUGCAAAAAUCCCUCCUGGACCAAGACUUCUCAUUCUUGAUCACAUUCAGAGGGACCCGCAGAUGAGAAGUAGGCAAGGAAGUGGUCGUUGAUUUCCUACUGCCAAACCAGUUGUCUGCCACUACUGUUUUGCCUGUUAAACCUCAGAAAAGAUAGGAAUCUUACCUGCAAUGAGAUGACAGUUUUUGUCGUCUAACAGAUUAAAUUCCCAAUAUCGAAAAAAAAAGCAAAAAAAAAAGAAAAAAGAAAAAAGAAAAAUGAAAAAAAAGAAAAGGAAAGAAAAAUCACUUUAAAUUGUGCCUUAGUAGUUUUGGUGCUGUUAAUUGGCUCAAACGAUACUUUUUAUGAUCUUGAAUGUGGUAUUCUGAAUAAUAUAUGCUGAUCACUAUUUUUUAUAACGAA